Messenger RNA from Sclerotinia borealis F-4128, 2502 nucleotides. NCBI's taxonomy places the organism in Eukaryota, Fungi, Ascomycota, Leotiomycetes, Helotiales, Sclerotiniaceae. The record is from the annotation of a GenBank genome assembly.
AUGGCUGCUCCCAGCGUCCCCGAAAUAAAAUCAACUUUAACCUUAUCAAUUCGAGGAAAGCCAGAUUUAUAUCUCAUUUCCGAAGAAGAUACCAUUUAUGAGCAGGAUAUCCUUCGCGAACCGGACAGCACGAAACCUUGGUUGGCAUACAUUGAGUUCAAAUUUCAGCAUGGCACACAACUUGAGCAAUCGUUCGUUUUGGAACGAGCUUGUUUACAAUUACCAAGAUCUUAUAAGCUAUGGAAAAUGUACCUUACAUUACGAAUGAAGCACUUGGGAAAGCUGAAUUCUGCAGCUUUUGCUUCCGAGUAUGCCAAAGUUAACGCGCUAUACGAAAGAGCCUUGAUUUUACUGAACAAGAUGCCGAAAAUCUGGGAAAUGUAUCUUCAAUUCUUAUUACUCCAGCCCCUCGUCACUCUCACGCGCCGAACCUUCGAUCGAGCACUUCGAGCUUUGCCCAUCACACAACAUAAUAGAAUGUGGGCUCUAUACCGUCCUUUUGCAAAUUCCGCGUCCGGCUCUACGGCUGUCAAGAUAUGGCGACGCUACAUGCAGAUCCAUCCGGAGGAUGCCGAAGAUUUUAUCGAAUUAUUAAUUGAGAUGAAACUUUAUACGGAAGCCGUUAAGAAAUAUAUGGAUAUACUUAACAAUCCAAAGUUCCGCAGCAAGCAUGGAAAGGGACAUUACCAAUUAUGGAGUGAGAUGGUAGAUCUUCUUGUAUCGCAUGCCAAGGAAGUCGAAACUGGAGAUGAAGUCGGAAUUGAUGUUGAGAAAAUCAUUCGAAGUGGCAUUGAUAGAUUUGCGGAUCAAAGAGGGACAUUAUGGUCUGGCCUAGCGACAUACUGGAUUACCCGGGGUAGUUUUGAACGAGCACGAGAUAUUUUCGAAGAGGGCAUCACAACAGUUAUGACCGUUCGAGAUUUUACCUUGAUAUUCGAUUCAUAUGCCGAGUUCGAGGAGUCGAUCACUGGAGUCCUGAUGGAAGCUGCUGCACUUCGAUCGGAGAAGGGUAUCGUGGAUGAAAACGCCGACUUUGAUCUGGAUAUUCGGAUGAUGAGAUUCGAACAACUCAUGGAUCGCCGACCAUUUUUGUUGAACGACGUUUUGUUACGCCAGAAUCCAAGCAAUGUACCUGAAUGGAUGAAACGUAUUUCUCUGUGGGGGGAUAACAAAGUCGAAGUGGUUAAAGCGUAUACCGAUGCGAUUGCUGCUAUUCAGCCGAAGAAAGCCGUUGGGCAGUUUCACGAGUUAUGGUCAAAUUACGCCAAGUUCUAUGAGGAGGGUGGGGAUUUACGUAACGCUCGUAUUAUCUUUGAGAAGGCUGUGAAAGUACCUUUCAAGUCUGUGGCUGAACUUGCUGAUACUUGGAUUCAAUGGGCAGAGAUGGAAUUACGAAAUGAGAAUUUUGAUGAAGCCGUAAAAAUCAUGGCAAAGGCAGUCCAAGCACCGAAGCGAUCUAAUGUUGACUACUUCGACGAGACCCUCUCACCUCAGCAAAGAGUACACAAGAGCUGGAAGUUGUGGAGUUUCUAUGUAGACUUGGUGGAAAGUGUUAGCGGCUUGGAAGAGACCAAGAAGAUUUACGAACGAAUAUUCGAACUUCGCAUCGCAACGCCACAAACUGUUGUCAAUUACGCCAAUUUAUUAGAGGAAAACAAAUACUUCGAGGAGUCAUUCAAGAUCUAUGAAAGAGGGCUUGAUCUUUUCAGCUAUCCGGUAGCAUUCGAACUUUGGAAUUUAUACUUAACCAAGGCAGUUGAUCGAAAAAUCGGGAUCGAACGACUUCGGGAUUUAUUCGAGCAAGCCGUUGAAGGAUGUCCGCCCAGAUUUGCCAAAGUAUUGUAUCUUAUGUAUGGAAAUCUCGAGGAAGAGCGAGGACUCGCAAGACACGCGAUGAGAAUUUAUGAGAGAGCAACUCGGGCUGUCUCUGAUGGGGAUCGUGCAGAUAUGUUCAAUUUCUAUAUCACCAAAUCAGCCUCCAACUUCGGUCUACCUUCAACACGACCAAUCUACGAAAGAGCCAUUGCGGCAUUACCAGACAAAGAUGCCAGAGAUAUGUGUCUAAAGUUCGCCGAUAUGGAGAAACGAUUGGGCGAAAUCGAUCGUGCAAGAGCAAUUUAUGGACACGCAUCACAAUUUUGCGAUCCGCGAACGAGCCCAACAUUUUGGUCAAAAUGGGAAGCUUUCGAGGUUCAACAUGGUAAUGAGGACACGUUCAAAGAGAUGCUUCGUAUCAAGAGAAGUGUUCAAGCACAAUACAAUACUGAUGUUAAUUACAUUGCUUCUCAAGCUCUUGCUCGAAGUCAGGCUAGACCUAAUGAGGAUGGAGAUGAGGAUGAAGAAGCUGCGGAUGCGAUGGCAGCUUUAGAACGCGAGGCAAGAGCUCCUGUUGGUUUCGUACCGGCAAGCACAGGACCCCAGGGAGGAAAUAUCAAGGAGUCAGCAGUAAUUGUUACAGAGAAUCCAGACGCCAUUGAUAUAGAUGGUAUGGAUGAUGAUUGA